Molecule: messenger RNA, 985 nt
Organism: Austrofundulus limnaeus
Lineage: Eukaryota; Metazoa; Chordata; Actinopteri; Cyprinodontiformes; Rivulidae
Source: RefSeq, a predicted model, not a curated record
AUUCCUUGCAACAGGAGAUUCCUUUGCAACUAUUGGGUUCAACUACCGUGUGGGAAACUCAACUGCUGGAAAGAUUGUGGAUGACGUCUCACAGGCCAUUUGGGAUUUGCUGCAGCCUGAAUACAUGCCAGAGCCAACAACAGAUGACUGGAAAGCCAUAUCAGAGGGUUUCAAAACCAAAUGGAAUUUCCCAAACUGCAUUGGUGCACUAGAUGGGAAACAUGUUGUGCUACAAGCUCCUCCAUCCUCUGGCUCCAAAUACUUCAACUACAAAGGCUCACAUUCUAUUGUACUUUUAACUCUAGUUGAUGCUACUUACAUGUUUAGAGUCAUUGAUGUGGGAGGAUACAGGAGGACCAGUGAUGGGGGCAUCUUCUCAGAGUCUCCACUUGGAAAACGUCUGAGGGCAGGCAUACAGGGCAUACCAGAAGACACCACAAUACAAGGUGCAGAGGACCUGGGGCCAAUGCCACAUGUACUUGUGGCAGAUGAAGCUUUCCCCCUUCAACGACACAUCAUGAGGCCAUAUCCAGGGAGACAGCUACAAAGAAAAGAGAGGUGCUUCAACUACCGCUUGUCUCGUGCCAGGAGAAUAGUUGAAAACGCUUUUGGCAUCCUAUCUACCCAGUGACGAAUGUAUCGCCGUGCUCUGAGUAUCUGCCCAGGGAAAGCUGAUUAUGUUGUGAAGGCAACAUGUGUUCUUCAUAAUUACAUGUGGCAAAAUGGAGAAAUGGAGCGAGGGAUUCUACAGUUACCACCCACUGACAACACAAGAGAUGCUGGUUUGGAGGCCAUCACCCAGACUGGCUCCAACAACUCAAACAGAGAGGCAGCUUCAAUCAGAAAAAAAUACUGUGAAUAUUUCAACUCGACAGCUGGAGAGGUGCCAUGGCAACAUCAAAUAUUAUAGAUGGGUUUCAAGGGCUCGACACACGGGCAGCGACAAACUACAGUGAUUAACGGCUGUCAUCGCAGCCAGGGUGAA